AUGCCGACUCUGCACCCUCUGCACAAUCAAGUCUCCUCGACCCUCCAAACACGGCACAACAUCCCCGUCAACCCGCAAUGGCUCGACACAUUCCUCACGUCGCGGGGGCCGAACCCGCCGCCCCUCCCGGCCCUCGUAUCGACCGCGCACUUCCGCAUCCUGGCCAGCGACAUCACGACCACGGUGUCGCCGACAAGCCCUGGGGAGGCCUUCCCGGAAGACAUCAGCGACGUCAACGUCAAAGAACGACGACUCCCAGGCACGGUCAUCGCCCAGGUCCUCGACGUUCUGGACGUGGGCAGCAGCAAGUGGAGCCAGGUCGAGGCGAUCGAGCGGGUCGAGCGGGGCGAGGAGGUCCGCGGACGCGAAGUCAUCAGGACGGUCCACGGCCUCGGGAGUGACAAUAACAACGACGGCGAUGCCCUCGGCGGAGUCAACGGCACCGCCGCUCCAAUUCCGUCGUCCGCGAGCAAACCCCUCAGCGUCGGCCCGCACAAGCUCCUCGUCCAAGACGCCCGCGGCACCAAAGUGCUGGCCUUCGAGCUGGUCAAGGUCCCCAAGAUCGGGCUGUUUACACCCGCAUCGGCGGCCCUCCCAGCUUCAGCGCGCAAUCAAUCCGGCGGCGGCACGGCACCGACGAUCUCCAUCGAAGACCCCGGACUGUUGAUCGGGUGCAAAGUCCUCCUCAGGCCGGAUACGGUCGUGAGGCGAGGCAUGGUCUUGCUGACGCCCGAGACCUGCGUGGUGCUCGGUGGCAAGGUCGAGGCCUGGGACAGGAAAUGGAAGGAGGACAGGAAACAGAGAUUGAUCGCGCUGGUGAGGGAGGAAAAUGCCGCUCGGGGUGGUGGUUAA
Messenger RNA from Fonsecaea nubica, 852 nucleotides. RefSeq lists its product as hypothetical. Lineage: Eukaryota; Fungi; Ascomycota; Eurotiomycetes; Chaetothyriales; Herpotrichiellaceae. Gene Ontology annotation, cellular component: RecQ family helicase-topoisomerase III complex; nuclear body. Bases 1 to 852 code for a protein of 283 amino acids. The transcript has a single exon. Gene Ontology annotation, biological process: resolution of meiotic recombination intermediates; double-strand break repair via homologous recombination. The record is from RefSeq and is a predicted model, not a curated record.